Cannabis sativa is the source of this 1200-nucleotide messenger RNA. RefSeq lists its product as uncharacterized. Bases 369 to 1199 code for a protein of 276 amino acids. NCBI's taxonomy places the organism in Eukaryota, Viridiplantae, Streptophyta, Magnoliopsida, Rosales, Cannabaceae. The record is from RefSeq and is a predicted model, not a curated record. Gene Ontology annotation, molecular function: cysteine-type endopeptidase inhibitor activity. The transcript is spliced from 6 exons.
AAUUAUUUAUAAGUUUUAAACCCUAAAUCUACAUCUUCCUAAAAGUAAAACACUACAGCCGCUCCCUGCCCAUUUUGAAAGUCGAAGACCUCCUCCCUCCUGUGCGCUGAAUCGAACACCUCCAACGCCUGAGACAACGACGGCGAAAUAACGACGGCGAAAUAACGACGGCGAGACGAGAGUGAACCACCUCAGACGAACUCCUCCUAAGCGCAGUGUUCAGUGUUCACUGUUUCAGUCGCUCCGCCUCCUGCCUCCUCUGCUCGUGGCUUCUCCGGUGUCUCUCCCUCUCCUCCAGUGGCUUGCUCUCUCUCCGCAGCUCGGCGCUCCUCCGGUCGUCUUCCCUCUCUCUCCGAGCCUCUCAAAUAAUGACUUUUUUCUUGAGAAGUAGUUUGGCAUCAUCAUCAUCAUCAUUAUCAGUACUCUCUACUCUUACUAAUAAUAAUUAUAAUAAGAAGAAGAAGAAGAAGAAGGAGAAAAGGAUUACUAUAUCAACUACUGCUAUUACUAAGCCUCCUCAUCAUGAUAAUGAUAAUGAUCAUGAUGAUUUGAUGAUCACCAACAAUGAGACUAUCACUACUAACAAGUCUUCUACUGAAACAACAAUUACACAUGAGGAGGACAAGAAGAAAAAGAAGAAGAAUAAGAAGAGGAGGAGAUCACUAAGUCCGGUGAUUAUUAUGCACGCUAGAUAUCCUAAUCCUAAUCCUAAUCCUACACCAGAGAUACAAGUCAAAUACAUUGACACCGGUUUUUACACGCCCCCUCAUCUUAGGGAUGUACUGGAGAAACACUACCGCCAAGAGGAGUUUUAUGAGGGGUUUUACUUAGACCCUCUUCCAGAAGAACUACUAAAACUCAAGCCUCAUCUUCUCAAACCAGCCUCCGUAGAUGAUCCCCUAAUCCAAGAGCUUGCAAAAUGGGCAAUCCAACAAUAUAACGCUGAGAACGACAAGGGUGAGAAGCUUGAAUUUCAGAGGAUUGUGAGAGUGAAUAAAACUACACAAUCUCCUAGUCGUAUGCUCGCCACUAUCCAAUGGUCUAUUAGUAUUAUGAUUGAUGAUGAUGAUGAUGGUGAUGAUUAUGUAUUAAAUUGGUUAAGAGUGCUGUUUGUAAUUCUUGGAAACCAAAUCUCGACCUUCUUUCUUAUGGAUGAAGGAACAACAAGUACAAUUUCAGUCAAAAUAUUUGCCUACUAAA